Messenger RNA from Hemicordylus capensis (graceful crag lizard), 5797 nucleotides. RefSeq names its product ATPase H+ transporting V0 subunit a4 (gene ATP6V0A4). The transcript has 22 exons. Gene Ontology annotation, molecular function: proton-transporting ATPase activity, rotational mechanism; ATPase binding. Gene Ontology annotation, cellular component: vacuolar proton-transporting V-type ATPase, V0 domain; plasma membrane; vacuolar proton-transporting V-type ATPase complex. NCBI's taxonomy places the organism in Eukaryota, Metazoa, Chordata, Lepidosauria, Squamata, Cordylidae. The coding region runs from base 880 to 3411 and encodes 843 amino acids. Gene Ontology annotation, biological process: vacuolar acidification; proton transmembrane transport. The record is from RefSeq and is a predicted model, not a curated record.
CUUGUAGCAGGCAUGAGACAACAGGUGAAGGAAGGACUUCUGGAAGUAUGUAGGGUGGGACUAGCAAGCAGCAAGCCCCUUCCCAUUAUCUUGAUCUCUGGCUCGGUGGUCUCUGGGUAGCAGCGGAUCUCAGGGGUGCAGAUCCGCCAUCCCCCUAGCAUUUGAGGAGUUCCGUCUUCAUUUUACUGAACUCCCUCCCGCACCAAAUCUAAUAACCCUUAUCUCCCCUGCAAAAGGGUCUUUGUGCCACCCCCACCCAAAAUUCAAUGAGGAGUUACUUCUGAAGCUUUUCCUCUGUCUGCACCCCUGUGAAUGAUGAGAAGCCAUUUAGCAAGUCUGGAACAUUCCCAGCUGGUUCUGAGAGCAUCUUCAUAGUGAAUGCUGAUGGUAUCUAGGAAUCAGAAACACUUUUUUUCAGCCUUCUUGCAGAGUUGGGCCUCUGCCCUCCGGGCUCUUGAGGCUCUGAUACAAGGCCCUAGGAAAUCUGCAACAUUUUGUUGUAAGGGUUGAUUUGCCAACCAUCUAGAAAUGGCCUGGGGUCUCCAGAAAUCAGCACCAGUCCCAAACGACUCUUGAGGGGCUAUUGAAAGCAGCCCCGAAGAUUUCAGUGGCUUGCUGUUAUGAAAGCUAUUGAGUAAAAAUUUGCAAGAAGAGUUUUGGUCUGUGCCUGCAACCCUAUUUCCUGAAGUUGGUCAGCAAGCACAUUCAGUUCAGUGUGACUCUGUCAAACGCUGUCAACCAGUAAAAAUAAUUGUUUAGUUGAUUAAUAAUCUGCACUUAACUGAUGCACAGGAAUCAGAUGUAUACCAGUGGCUUGCUUCCCAAUCCAUGUAUUUCUGCAAAAUAAACACACUUCAGAACUGACGAAGAAAGUGCAAGAUGGCAUCCGUGUUCCGGAGUGAAGAGAUGUGCCUGUCACAACUUUUUCUCCAGGUGGAGUCAGCCUACUGUUGUGUGGCUGAACUUGGAGAGCUGGGCCUGGUUCAAUUCAGAGAUCUGAAUGCAAAUGUCAACAGCUUCCAGAGGAAGUUUGUGAAUGAAGUAAGAAGAUGUGAAUCCUUAGAGAGGAUCCUUUGUUUCCUGGAAAGUGAGAUGGGAAAUUGUGUCCCAUUGCUGAAGUCUGACAAAUAUCCAGAGACUCCCCUGCCUCGAGAAAUGAUUGAUUUGGAGGUAGUUUUGGAAAAACUGGAAGGCGAGCUAAAUGAGGCCAAUCAGAACCUGCAGGCAUUGAGACAGAACUUUCUAGAACUCACAGAACUGAAGCACCUCCUGAAGAAAACUCAGGACUUCUUCGAGACUGAAACUAAUUUGCCUGAUGAUUUCUUCAAUGAGGACACCUCUGGGCUGCUGGAGUUAAGAAGCACGCCUGCAGCUGUGGCAGCAAAACUGGGAUUCAUAGCUGGUGUGAUCAAAAGGGAAAGGUUGGUGCCUUUUGAACGUUUGCUUUGGAGAGCCUGCCGAGGAAAUAUCUAUCUGAGGUUCAGUGAAAUGGAUACACCCCUGGAGGAUCCUGUCACUAAAGAAGAGAUGAAAAAGAAUGUGUUCAUUAUCUUCUAUCAAGGGGAGCAACUCAGACAGAAAAUCAAGAAGAUUUGUGACGGAUUCCGUGCUACUGUGUACCCCUGCCCAGAAUCAGCUGGGGAGCGCCGUGAAAUGGCCGCAGGUGUGAACACAAGGAUUGAGGAUCUAAACACAGUGAUCACUCAAACCGAGUCCCAUGUCCAACGGCUCCUGAAGGAAGCAUCUGUAAUGGUGUGGAGCUGGGGGAUCAAGGUGAAGAAAAUGAAGGCCAUCUACCACAUCCUGAACUCUUGUAACAUUGACGUCACCCAGCAGUGCAUGAUCGCUGAAAUCUGGUUCCCUGUGGCAGACACUGGCAGGAUUAAAAGGGCUCUGAAUCAAGGAAUGGAACGUAGUGGCUCUACAAUCAACCCUAUUCUGACAGCGAUCCAGACCAAGAUGUCCCCUCCCACCUUCAACAGAACCAAUAAGUUCACUGCAGGCUUCCAGAGCAUUGUGGACGCCUAUGGUGUGGGGAACUAUAGGGAGAUAAAUCCAGCCCCCUACACAAUCAUUACCUUCCCCUUCUUGUUUGCGGUGAUGUUUGGCGACUGGGGUCAUGGUACUGUCAUGCUGGCCUUUGCCCUCUGGAUGGUCAUCAAUGAGAAGUCCCUUUUAGCCCAAAAGAGCGAUAAUGAGAUCUGGAACACCUUUUUCAGUGGGCGCUAUCUGAUUCUGCUUAUGGGCAUCUUCUCUAUCUACACUGGCUUCAUCUACAACGAUUGCUUCUCCAAAUCAAUCAACAUAUUUGGAUCUUCCUGGCAUGUGCGUCCCAUGUUCAUCAAGGGUAACUGGACUGAGCAAAUUCUGCAUUCAGCUGAGGCACUCCAGUUGGAUGCAGCAUUGCCAGGAGUGUACUCUGGAAACCCCUAUCCUUUUGGCCUUGAUCCGAUCUGGAACAUCGCUAAGAACAAGCUGACGUUCUUAAACUCCUACAAAAUGAAGAUGUCCGUCAUCGUGGGCAUCACCCAUAUGGUCUUUGGGGUGAUCCUCAGUCUCUUCAACCAUAUUUAUUUCAAGAGAACCGUCAGUAUAGUCCUGCAGUUCCUCCCAGAGAUGAUCUUCAUCCUCUGCCUAUUUGGUUACCUGGUUUUCAUGAUUAUUUUCAAGUGGUGUCAAUAUGGUGCCCAUGAUGCCCAAUAUGCCCCAAGCAUCCUCAUCCACUUCAUCAACAUGUUUCUGUUCAGUUAUGGUGAUGAGUCAAAUCUUCCUCUCUACGAACAUCAGCAAGAAGUGCAGAGCUUCCUAGUUAUUUUUGCCCUGAUUGCUAUUCCUUGGAUGCUCUUGAUUAAGCCUUUCAUCCUUCGAGCUAAUCACCUGAAAGCUCAGCAUAUGCUGAAGUCACCUGGAAUGUCAGAGAGUCCUACUGGCGAUAUUGAGGUAGAGAUCAUUAAGGACUCCAAGAUUGCAAGCCAAGAAGAUCACAGUGGUGGCGGCGGCCAUGGGGGGCAUGAUGACCAUGAGGAAGAGUUCAACUUUGGAGACAUCUGUGUCCACCAGGCUAUCCACACCAUUGAAUAUUGUCUGGGCUGCAUUUCCAACACAGCUUCCUAUCUUCGGCUCUGGGCACUCAGCUUAGCGCAUGCACAGCUCUCAGAUGUCCUCUGGACCAUGGUGAUGAGAUAUGGGCUGGCCAAUAGUACCUGGUCAGGACUCAUUAUCGCCUUUGUCCUCUUUGCUGUCUUUGCUGUUCUGACUAUAGCCAUUCUGCUGAUCAUGGAGGGCCUCUCUGCUUUUCUGCACGCUCUGAGACUUCACUGGGUGGAGUUCCAGAACAAGUUUUAUGCCGGAUCAGGUUAUGCAUUUACACCAUUCUCCUUCAAAACCAUCAUAGAAGGAUCAGAUGACUGAAACCUGUUUAGAACCAGGAAAUCUGAAACUUCCAAGCUUACCUCUGCAUUUUUGUUUUUUGUUUUGUUUUAAUCUCCCUGAGAAUUAAAAAAAUUGUGAAGGAUACAGAAACCUCUUUGGUAUGAGCUUCAUAAGGUGCAUAUUGCUACAUGGGAAGAUCGCCAUGCCUUAGCAAGCUGGACGAUCCACUUUUCUAAGAAUAUGCUUCACGGAUAAAUUAGAAAAACCUCUGUCAUCCAUUGAAAAAAUAUAUAUGAAUCAAUAGUUUAGUUCAACAAAGGUGUAAACAUAAUGGCUGACAUACAGAACAAGGUUGCACCUAAAAGCAGAGUAGUCUAACAGAACUUCCUAACUAGCUGCAUCAGUGCAACAGGGAAGUGGCAAUGUUUAACGCCCUCCCCUUCCCCAGGAAGUUCUCUGUGCUACUCAAAAAUAUGUCCCUAAUGGCUGUGCAAUCAUCAGGGAUAUAUUUCCAGGUGGCGGGGAUUGCUUCAAAAAUUGCCCCGUUCCCACUGUACCAGUGUAAUUUGUUCUGUUAGGAGGCUGCAUCGGUGCAUCUUUGCUCUGUACGUCAACAGUAUUUCUUUCACUUGAAUUAUUUUAUGGCACUAUGCCCAGGACUAAAGAAACUAUGACCAUGACUGUGUGAAGAAGAAGCAAGUUUCUGAAGUGUACCAUUUCAGAUUACAGGUAUGGAUUCUCAUGACUGAAUGCUCCACUUUACAAAACCUGAUCUCUGCAAAGAAAACUAGCAUCUAGAAGGUUUCCAGCAUAGCCUUCUUGAUUUGCCAGUUUUCUAAGUGCAAGGAGGUGGUUUUUUGUUGUGGUUGGGAGGAGCAUCCAGUCAUGUGAGUCCCAAGCUGUAGGUUGAAACGGUACUGCCCAGUCACAGGAUGAACACCUUGGUUAAGAACUAGACCAUAGAUUGUGUUUCCUUGGUUUUUGUGACUGCAAAUGUAUUCUGAUUUUGCUAUACAGCAUGCACCACAGUUGUGGCACACCUGCCCAGGAGACCAGCUGGUGUUUGAAUGCAGGAGUGGCCUGUAUGGGUAGGGCGGGGUGGGAAAUGAGUUCCCGCUCACCUUUCCCCACCCUGGUUGUCUCACUCUGCCUCGUUUCACGUAGUGCUGCAUUAAUCCUAGGCAUGCAGGCUGGUUAUUUGCUGGUCAGGGAACCAGGUAAAUAACCAACUCGCAUGCCUGGAGUUAAUGCAGCAGCAGAUGGAGCAAGGCAGAGCGAGGUGGUCAGAGUGCGAAUGAGCCACACCUGCGGCUCAUUUACCGCCCUCCCCCACCCUGUCUGUAUGGGCAAUUCCUGGUGGAAUGUUAGGGCCAAAGGAUGGCUCCUCCCACAUACACAUGUCUAGAGCCUAGCAACAACAUCCAUCUCUAGUCAGCGGGAGUGCCAGCAAAUUCCACCAAAUGGAACUUGCCAAUGGCCCUAUUCCAUAUUUGUAGCCUGAGCAGUUUACUUGGAAGUAAGUCUUGCUGUGUCAAAGAGGACUUAUUUCCUGGUUGUCACUACCAAAACAGUUGCAGUUUCAGUCUGUAGCAGUAAAAACGGCAGAGUCCCAUGGCAGCUUCAGUACUAACAAAUGUAUUGUAGCCUCAUGGACUAAAGCAGGGGUUCUCAACUGUGGGUCUCCAAAUGUUGUUGGAUUACAGCUGCCAUCAUCCCUGGCCAUAAUGACUACAGGAAUACAAAGCUUGUAGUGAAAUAACUCAGGGGAAACCAGAGCUGGGAACCCCUGGGGUAGAACUCCAUUUCACCAGCUGCACAAUACAAUCCUCAGUUGGCAGGGAUGUGUGUGUGUGUGCACACGUGUACACACACAAGUACAGAGAAAAAUCACAAACACAUAUACUAUGAGGAUUAUUCUUCAUGCAUCUUCUGGACUAGUUCAUGAAAAUGUACACUACAAUAAAUGUCAGUCUUCCAAGAUCCAUUGUUUGAAUUUAACUGAAUUUUAUUACAGUCCAUGUCCAGUUGUAAGAUUCAUUGUUGUCUUUCCUGGAAAUUAUGCUUGAGACUAGCAUAUGUAUAUUUAGAUUUGUAGUAAGGGGUGAAGAAGAAGGUUUCCCUUCUGAACACCUCUCUUUGGUUAAUCGUAAUGGUGGUAGGUAGAACGUUAUGUUUAGGAAUGAGAGUAUAUGGCAUGUUGAAAUGUAUGCAUCAACAUUCACAAAAUCCAAGGGAUGUCUUAUUCAUUGCUUCUUCAGCUGCCUCCACACACACCCAACUUCUUUGUGCAAACACAGCUUCGCUUCCUGGUGUAAAUCUUUCAUUGCCUCACAAAAGAAGGCUAUUGAAGUAUCUGUAUAGAUCUCAAAACCAACUGCUUGUUAUUUGGCUUGAUAACAGAACGGAAUAAAUACAUCAAAACCAA